Messenger RNA from Penicillium salamii, 915 nucleotides. Lineage: Eukaryota; Fungi; Ascomycota; Eurotiomycetes; Eurotiales; Aspergillaceae. The record is from the annotation of a GenBank genome assembly.
AUGGCGAUCACCCCAGCAAACCAAGACCAAAAGAGAAAGAUUGUCAUCUUCUCCGACUUCGAUGGCACAAUCUUCAUGCAAGACACAGGCCACGUUCUCGUGGACGCCCUGGGCGGUGGCGCAGAAUAUAGACACAAACUAGAAGAGCAGUUCAAGUCCGGCGAGCGAACCUUCCGCGAGAUCUCAGACGAUAUGUGGGGAUCACUGAGCAUCCCCUUCGGCGACGGCUUUGAUCUAAUGGCGCAAACCCUCAAGAUCGAUCCCGGCUUCCAAGAGUUCCACGAAUACUGUCUGAAAGAGGGUUUCCCGUUCAACAUCAUCAGUGCAGGCUUAAAACCCGUUCUUCAACGCACCCUAGACAUCUUCCUUGGUGAUAAGGCUGCGACCAUGAACAUCGUCGCAAACAACCUUGAAGCCCCAGGCGGUAUUCCCUGGAAACCUGUCUGGCUUCACGACUGCGAUACAGGUCUCGACAAGGCCUUUAGCGUAAAUGAAGCGCGCAGCCAAGCCCAGCUCGACUGUCUACCCGGCGAGAUCCCACUGAUCGUCUUCAUUGGCGAUGGCGUCUCAGAUCUCCCUGCAGCACGAGAGGCCGAUGUUCUCUUCGCGCGUCGCGGUCUCCGCCUUGAGGAAUAUUGCUUAGAGCAUAAUAUUCCCUAUACCCCCUUCGACACAUUCACCGAUGUCAAGCGUGAGGUCGAGGCUAUCAGUAUCGAGGACCAGAAGAAGACCGGUGGCCAGGGCAAGCCAGUGCGGUAUAACCCGCGCGCUAACAUGUGGCGUAGUCUUUCCAGUAAAGAGGCUGUUCCCACACUUCUGGCUACUGGUACCCCUACACCUGCCGAGAAGAUGUCACUUUGGCCUGAUUAUUUCUCUGCGCCUAAGCCUGAUCAGCCUGAGACUAUUCAGGAAUGA